Porites evermanni is the source of this 29739-nucleotide messenger RNA. Lineage: Eukaryota; Metazoa; Cnidaria; Anthozoa; Scleractinia; Poritidae. The record is from the annotation of a GenBank genome assembly.
GCUGGGAUCAAAUUACGUUUUGCGUUUCAAGUGUUUUGCAGCGUAGGAGCUUCGUGGAUUUCCCGCCGUCGAAGAAAUUUUCCUGAUGUUGACAAUUUCAGCGCUCACCAUUUUAAAAAUAUGCAAAUUUCUUCGAAAGGUUAUGAAAUCGUCAUGCAAUUUGCAUGAAUAAUAAUAAUGCAAUGGGACACUGCGCUGACUGCGGAGCGAACAACAGCGUAAUUGAGAGAAGCGAAUUGUUUUAAAGUGAUCGAACAGCGAAAUAACUAAACAACGGCAGUUAUUUCUCAGCUGAGUGUCUGUGGAUGACGUAGCUCGUUUGUUCUAACAAAGGAUAAAGGCGUCAACUGGCCGGAAAAUUGUCGUCAAGACCAGUUUCUGAAUCCUUUCGUUUCUAACAGAGGGCGCGAGGUUUCGGUUGCUUGGUUUCAGAAUUUGGCGUCGAGUGCUUGUCACUCAAUACGUGCAGAGUUCGAGCCACCACUACUGCAUUGAGCCUGCCAUUGAGGUACUUCUUGUAAAUGCCAUCAAUUUGGCGUGGAUUUCGAUAACAAGAUUCCAGGCUUACAAAUUCAACUCUGAAACGAGGAAAACAAAAACCUUUGUCAGGAAGACAAAAUUAAGGUAAAAAGUUGCUAAUGGACACCUGCAUUUGAUGUUGUGGACCUCAUUAACGGGAUGAUUUAACCCAAGAACUUGUCAAAUUUGCGACUAUUUGAAUUAAAUUCUCGACUUUCUGAUUGUCAAGAGCCUGUAGAAUGAACAAACUUGUUCAGGUGUUUUAGAUCUUAGCUGAAGUUGUUUAAUCGAUAUGAGGACAAACGAAAAUUGGCCUGAAGCUUUCGGUUUCACUGUCGGUGGAAAAGCCCCUGUUGUCAUAUUGUCUGUGGAAGAAAAUUCCGUUGCUCAACGAGCAGGUCUUCAACCGGGUGAUCAGAUACUUGAAGUAAAUGGUGAAAAUGUCCAAGGAUUAAGUAAAGAGGAAAUCAUCCUACUGGCUAAAAGAUCGCGAACGGUUCCACCGGCGUUGGCAGUGAUUUCCCGAAUCAGAACGUUUGAUCUUCGUCGGCGAAGAGGUCGGUUUGGUUUUGCAGUUCGCGGCAAAGGUCCUGUUUUCAUCGCAGAAAUUGAACCAAGUAGUCCUGCACAAAAUGUCGGUGUUCGUAGUGGAGAUCUCGUUCUUCGUAUAAACGGUGUUAAUGUGAGACACAAGAACGAGCAUGAAGUAGGUCAAAUGAUAGAUUCCUGUGGUCCUACGAUUUCUUUAGUUCUUAUUGCUGGCGCUGCAGAUAUGGGAAUAACCGAGAAGCGAGGCACAAAGAGUUCUUCUUCAAGGUACCAACGUGCAAGAGACUUCUUCGUGCAGGUAAGUUAGAAAAAUGAACGAUAUACAUUGUAGCUUUUAUUAAUUGUUAUUUAUCGAAGUUCUUGUCUCUGUUGAUAUAAACAUAACGUUUACAUUGCUACCAUGGCGUGUAUAUUGAUAAACUGUUGUAUAAUUCUGCUAAAGCGAUUAACUUGUACUUCAAACCUUGUUGGGCCGUUUUCGUUGCUUACCUAAGUGGGUUCUCUAUUAUCACUGUUAACGUGGAAAUAUUAUUGCGAGAUUCUAUUUCGUGGUCAUCAUCGUUAAUUUGAUACCUAUAUUGCCAUGUACAUUUUUAAUUUGUGGCAACAAAAUUAUCUUUUAUUCGCAUGGAGUAAGCUUUUUAGUAAGAAUUAUCAAAAUUUCUGAUACAAUUCAAUUUUGAAAGAGAGUGCAGCUGGUUGAUGUUGAGUUUCCGUCAUGUGCGAGUUUGUACGUUAUUUUGGUGACUGAGUCGAAGUUAUAUUAAUUUUGAUAAUUAAAUUUUCUUUUUGAAAAAUGACAUUGCGCUCAGUUACCGGUAUAUAUUAGCCCUGAUAUUGAUAAUAUUAACUUAAGCUUUUAUAGGGUAACUAAUUGUCUAUUUAUCAUUUAAUUUCUUUUUUAAUAUCGUAAAUGUUUGUGUCAAGAUGAAUUAUUACCUCGCUGGUCAAGAAACCAAGAAAAAGAUGCUCAUAAAAGCCCUCAACCAGUUUGCACGAGACAGGUCUGUUGAGGAACUGGCACAGAGCCUUAAAGUAAUUCUUAAAAUGCCUGUGGAAAGGAAGCUUUUAAAAGAAAUAAGGUAAGGUUUCAAGUUGAGCUUCACUGGGCUAUUCUUAUUGCUUGAGAUUUUGUUGCUCUCCUUGAUCCCAAGCAAAUCUUAAAAAUCAUGUACUGUACAUUUUAUUAUUUGAAAGGAUUCAAUUCUCUCUUGCUCUUUCAUCAGUGAAAACUGUAUUUUAUAAUGGGCACCCACUGUGUCUUUUUGGGGUCCUACUGAUGAACAGUUACUGCAUUUAGUUACUGUGUACUUGGAGCCCUAGGUAUUAAUUAUGGGCGCUAUCUAUUCAACCAAAAUUCAGAGGAUCUUGUUUACUGUGGGUAAUGUCGACCGAGAUAUCGGUCGACAUAGCGGUCGAUAUAGCGGUCGACAGUCGGUCGAUAGUCGGUCGACAGUCGGUCGAUAGUCCGUCGGUGGUCGGUCGAUAGUCGGUCGGUGGUCGGUCGAUAGUCGGUCGAUGGUCGGUCGAUAGUUGGUCGAUAGUCGGUCGAUAGUCGGUCGAUAGUCGGUCGAUAGUGAGAUAGACUAUCGGCCGAGUAUCGGUCGAUAUUUCGACGACGCACCUCGACUUGCUAUCGGUCAUAUGUCGGUGAUAUAUUGGUCAACUGUCGGUGGUAUAUCAGUCAACUGUCGGUGGUAUAUCGGUGAACUGUCAGUGGUAUAUCGGUCAACUGUCGGUAGUAUAUCGGUUAACUGUCGUUCGAAUAUCAGUCGUGUGUUAAUUUAUCAGGUGAGUCCAAUGGCUUUUUUUAAAGCAAAGACGUCAUUAAUUACUGUUCAUGACAUGCUUUAAGAGCGAGGAAUACACAUCUUUUAUUAUCGGGCUUUGACCUGCUUCAUCACGCCAAGUUCUCGCUUGUGCAGAGAAAACGAGGGGAGGAAAUGUCUGCGAAAAGGUGGUGGGCAUCGAUACAGAUAGGCUAAAUCCCGUUCACAUGAAUUAAAAGAAAAGGCUAGAUAAAUGACAAAUAGCUAUUAAUCCGGAAUUUUGGCUAAGUACAUUGAAGUUUGAAAUUAAAAAAGCAGAAACACAAUUUAAAAAAACAGUUAGGUCCAAGCUAGAAAAUGCUUUCUAAUUCCUUGUUUUCCAAGCUAAAAAAUGUAGGAAAUGCUAAGUGUCGACCGACCAUCGACGGAGUGUCGACCAAUUACUGACCGAUACAUCGGUCAAGUAUCGACCAACUAUCGACCAACUAUCGGCGAAGUGUCGGCGAAAUGUCGGCGAAAAGUCGGCGAAGUGUCGGUGAACGAAAAGCUAUAUCGGCCGAGACACAUCUGGAACGACUAUCGACCGUGUCUCGACCGAGUGUCGACCCACUAUCGACCGACUAUUGACCGACUAUCGACCGCUAUAUCGACCGACUGUCGACCGAGUGUCGACCGAGUGUCGACCGACUAUCGACCGAGUGUCGACCGCUAUAUCGACCGCUAUAUCGACCGAUAUCUCGGUCGACAUUACCCACAGUAAACAAGAUCCAAUUCAGACAGGUCCAACCGGGAAAAGUGGUCCACCUCAAAAGGUUGACCAGUUUUUUCGAAACUUUUCUGGUUGGACUGAACCCAUCCAUUGAGUUUUGGACUGAAAUUUCUGGAAAUUUUGGUUGAAUGGAUCGUGCCCUAUGUCUCAAGACUGUCCUCUUAAAUUUUUAGAUGUCAUGUGACAUCAAAGUAACCUGUGAGAGCAUGCGCUGCUGGGAAAAAAAUUCUAGCUAUAUAACAAAAUAAUGAUAAUAUAUUAAAGUUUUUUUAGAGAUGUUUCUUGUACUUUAACCAGUAAGCCCUUUACAAUACCAAUUCCUUAAUGACUUAAUGGAAGAUUAUGUCUAAAUAUGGUAUGUUUCUUGUGUGUCCUGUGUAGGAGUUUUAUUCCCAAGAAGGAUCAGCCUUUAUUUGACAUUCUUGUUGGAAACAAUGGGGAAAUCAUGCAGGCCAGAAGAGAGCAAGCUGAUGAUGAAUUGUUACCAGAUUUAGCAAGUGCCUCAGACCUAGAAUUUUCUACAUACAAUAGCCAUCAUCCUGCCCCAAUUGGCAGGUUUGGGUAUGUACAGUGUAAUUGCUGCCGGCAGCCUUGACCCCUAAGAGUUAGGGCUAUGAAAAUUUCAAAUUUUUCUUUUGGAGCACACCCCCAGGUAGGGCUUUCCACAAGUUGCUCGAGAUUUCCCAAAAAGGUUCCCGUAAUUUCUCAAAAAGUUGCUCAAAAGUUGCUCUUUCUAAUGAAAGUUGCUCAAAGUCGCUCAAAAAAGUAAGGUCUCUGAGUAUUUUUGCGCAAUUUUUUCGGUAAAACCAGCAUAACUUUGUCCUCACUUAAAACCAAAAAAUGUUUGAGUAAAGACUAUGCAUCUACAUUAAGAUUAAUCUUGUAAAAAUUCUAGUAUGAGCCAAUGAAAUUCUUCACAUGACCUUCACCUGAGACAAUCGAGUUACUUGAGUGUGAAUCUUUGUCCACCAUUUUGAAUUUUCUUUAAAAACCAUCUGACCCAGCAGUCCAGCUGCAUACAUCUUACGCCCAUGAUCUGCCCCAGCUAGAGGGGACUGGUUCCUUUUUCACAGGAAAUUCAUAAAUUGUCUACUAAAACACAUUGUGAAUUUUGGAGGAAAGGCUAAUUUAAGUACUAAAAGCUCCUCUGUUAUCUCCCACUAGAGAAAUUACUCAGAAUAGUACAAAAAGUUUCUCGAAAUACAAGAAGUUCAGUGCCAAAAAGUUGCCGAGCAACUUGUGGAAAGGCCUAUUCCCAGACUCUCCUAAAAGAAGGGACCUUUAACCCUCCCCUUGUUGUUACCAUUGAUUGCUCUAUUCAAAAGUGCUGGCUACUUCAAUUUUAAAUGAAACCCUUCCAGUUAUAUUGAAACUGAGAAAUUUGAGUAUAAAAUUUGUUGUUUCUGUCAGCACUUGGUCACAUGGAACAAGCAGUAAUUUGGCGUGGCAGAAAGUGAAAGACAAUGCUGCUGGUCCCCCAAGGUAUCAUCUGUAUAUAAAUGUUUUAUUAUUAUUUGUUUCUAUCCGUGUGUAAUGUAACUAGUUGAUGUACUGUACAUGUACGCAUGUUGUCUGUAACAACUGGCCAGUCAUCCAUUUACUAAACUAUGGAUCUUACGGGGGAUUACAUGUAACUAAGGUGGUGUAGUUCCUGCAAGGUUUGUGAGGUUUUGAGAGAAAAGUUUGUUUAGUGGUGCAAUUAACACUCUCCUCACAAUUUUCAUGGUAGGACUGUUCAAGUUCAAAGAGACGGAGCUGGUGCAGGGUUUGGGUUUACUCUUAGUGGAAGCUCCCCUGUGUUUAUUAAGACUGUCGAUAGAGGUAUGGUGCAAUAUUUUAUUGGGUUUGUUUGAUUAUUUAAUACAUAUAUAACCAUGAAUCAAACAGUGCCAAUAAGUUGAGGCAUUUAAAAAACAUUUUUGUAAUCACAUCAAAGGGUUUUGUCCACUAACUUGACUUGUGUACUGUGAAGGCGUGUGUGUGGCCGAGUGGUUACACCGUGAACUCCAGAUCUGAAGGUCUGGGGUUCAACCCUGUCAUGUUGUUUCCUGAGACAAGGAAGUUACUCCACUUUGUCCCUCUUCACCCAGGUGUGUAAAUGGAUACCAGUGACAUACUGCUGGGAGGUAACCCUGCAAUGGACUAGCAUCCUGUCCAGGGGGGGAGUAGCAAUACUCCUAGGUGCUUCAUGCUAAAGAAACCAGGAUGAGCUCUGGCUGUUUGGGCUUUUGGAUCGUGUGCGCCUUUACCUACCUUUUUAACUUGUCUUGUGUAGUUAGCUACUCUGUGGGGUUUCUCUGUACAGUAAAUUAUGUGAUAGUGAAAUAAUUCAAUUCAGCCACCUGUGGAUGAAAGCUUCUUUUUGACCUAGAUUACUUCAUACAUUGUUUGUAAAGCAUCCAAUGUAUUCUUUUUGUUUUAUUUAAGGUGGAGCAGCGUUUCAUGCUGGACUGAAAGCUGGAGACCACAUUCUGGAAAUAAAUGGAUUAAAUGUCAGGUAAUAAAUUAACUGUAAGGUUUGAUGCAUAAAUAUAAAUUUAUCUAUUAGGGCUGGGAUCCUUUUUUUAACAAUAGGUGUACAGGAUUCAAGUUGGGGCGGGGGCGAGUUAAAAACACCUCUUUGUCCAAUAAUAUUUAAGCACUACUGUAUUUCUGGUUUUCACUCCCAGUGUCAAAAAUCCAAGUUAAAACCAUUCACAUCCAGUAAAUAGUAGUCUAAGAUCUGGAGAAUGAAGGAAGAUAAAUAUACUUACAGCCUCUCUUUCUCUAAGCCACCAAUGAAACUAUUAUAUGUGGGGUUAUGCAAAUGUUUAGAAAUUCAAGGAUACUCUAUCACAGUGUGAACAACUAUUUCACACUGAAAAUAGGUAAAAUAAAUGUAUUUAGCUGCUCAUGAAAGCAAAACCUCAGAAGAACGGAUAUUUUUUCCAGCAAUUCUGCACAAAGCAACUACAAUGUGUACAGUAGUGAGACACAUACUUGUACAUGUACAUGUGUCUGUAAAAUUUUACAUGUGGCCUCUCUCUUGUUUUGGGUGUAAAUAUGCCUUACAGUGUUCACUGAAUAUGUAUUGCAUGGAUUAUACAUGUGUGUACUGGGCCUGUAUUGUUGAUCCAGCAAGGAAUUGAGCCCAUCCCUACGUAUACUGCUCCUUUAAAAGCCUAAGGCGUCAAGUGUUGCUUGACAAACCCAUUUGGAUGUUGCCUGGGAACAAAUUAAUGGACUUUUAUUAGUUUAAUUGGUGCAUAUGUUACGGGUCAAAAUUAAAUUCAGGUUCAAAUUUAUUAGCCUAGGAUGAUUUUCAAUUCCCUUUGUCUCCUGGCCCUAAUUAUUCCUGAAUUAGGGCUAGGAGACAUAUGAAAUUGAGAAUCAACCUAGGUAAAAAAAUUUGAACCUGAAUUUAAUUUUUGACCUGUGACAUUUACAUGUAUGAAUUGAACAUUUAAUCACCUUAAAUGUAUCUAAUCUCUCAAUAGGGGCAAGCCACACAAUCAUGUAGUACGGCUUUUAAAAGGAAGUGGUUCUCAUCCAACUCUCUUGGUUCAGUGGCGACCCACAAGUGCUUUGAAACACCAGUCAUCAUUAUCAUCAAUUCCUUCAUCAAGCAGGUCAUCACAGCUGUCGGUAACAUUUGAAAAUGAAAGACCAGCAACUGUCUCAAGGUGUUCUUCCAGGGCAUCAAAGGCUUUCUCUAUCAGGAGUGAUCUGUUCACGAAUGGAACAGGUUACAGUAAGGAUGAUCUUCGUAUACUGUCCAGGCAGUUCAAAAUUCAGGUGAGGUAAUGUUUGGGCUUGAUGGCAUAGUGCAAUCUAGUUGAUGCUUUUGUUAGGAAUGUCUUUAUUCACGGGAUUUUUGGUACACUGUACCGAAUGUACNUAUUUAGCUGCUCAUGAAAGCAAAACCUCAGAAGAACGGAUAUUUUUUCCAGCAAUUCUGCACAAAGCAACUACAAUGUGUACAGUAGUGAGACACAUACUUGUACAUGUACAUGUGUCUGUAAAAUUUUACAUGUGGCCUCUCUCUUGUUUUGGGUGUAAAUAUGCCUUACAGUGUUCACUGAAUAUGUAUUGCAUGGAUUAUACAUGUGUGUACUGGGCCUGUAUUGUUGAUCCAGCAAGGAAUUGAGCCCAUCCCUACGUAUACUGCUCCUUUAAAAGCCUAAGGCGUCAAGUGUUGCUUGACAAACCCAUUUGGAUGUUGCCUGGGAACAAAUUAAUGGACUUUUAUUAGUUUAAUUGGUGCAUAUGUUACGGGUCAAAAUUAAAUUCAGGUUCAAAUUUAUUAGCCUAGGAUGAUUUUCAAUUCCCUUUGUCUCCUGGCCCUAAUUAUUCCUGAAUUAGGGCUAGGAGACAUAUGAAAUUGAGAAUCAACCUAGGUAAAAAAAUUUGAACCUGAAUUUAAUUUUUGACCUGUGACAUUUACAUGUAUGAAUUGAACAUUUAAUCACCUUAAAUGUAUCUAAUCUCUCAAUAGGGGCAAGCCACACAAUCAUGUAGUACGGCUUUUAAAAGGAAGUGGUUCUCAUCCAACUCUCUUGGUUCAGUGGCGACCCACAAGUGCUUUGAAACACCAGUCAUCAUUAUCAUCAAUUCCUUCAUCAAGCAGGUCAUCACAGCUGUCGGUAACAUUUGAAAAUGAAAGACCAGCAACUGUCUCAAGGUGUUCUUCCAGGGCAUCAAAGGCUUUCUCUAUCAGGAGUGAUCUGUUCACGAAUGGAACAGGUUACAGUAAGGAUGAUCUUCGUAUACUGUCCAGGCAGUUCAAAAUUCAGGUGAGGUAAUGUUUGGGCUUGAUGGCAUAGUGCAAUCUAGUUGAUGCUUUUGUUAGGAAUGUCUUUAUUCACGGGAUUUUUGGUACACUGUACCGAAUGUACAUACACUUAUGGAAUGAGAGUCAAUUCAGAGGCUGAACUUGUGGGGAAUCAUUUUUUUGUGAUCAGCAGGGUAAAUUUUAGUUAAGGCAAUUCUAGUCAAGUGGUCCUAUUUUCUGCCUCAAGUAAGAACCCUUUUAAUAACAUGUACAAGAAAUAUGUUCACUGUACAUUUAUAAGAGUUAUCCACUAUGCUUCAAUUAAGUUUAGAGUUCUUUCGUGACUUACACAUGCUUCAAAAUGGAUGAAAAUAAAAAUAUGUGUACUUAAAAAAUUUUGAUACUGUUUCAGAUGAGCCAACUUCUUACACGUGGAGAGCAGCUUUUCAUUAAACAAAGCCUUGACCAGUAUAGUAAAGACAGGCAAGUUUGCUUUCUUAGUGUAGUAUUGUGAACACAAUAAUCAUAAUAAUCUCUCUCUUCUCUGGGAACAAAUGAAACAAAAUUAAUCUCGAAAGUACGUAAACAUAACAACUAGGUAAAAACCCCAUCUGGUGACCUAAGAGUUUACCAGGCCAGUGGGCUAUUCACAUGUGUAGCUGAGGAGUUGCACUUGGAGAGAGUGNAUUAAAUUCAGGUUCAAAUUUAUUAGCCUAGGAUGAUUUUCAAUUCCCUUUGUCUCCUGGCCCUAAUUAUUCCUGAAUUAGGGCUAGGAGACAUAUGAAAUUGAGAAUCAACCUAGGUAAAAAAAUUUGAACCUGAAUUUAAUUUUUGACCUGUGACAUUUACAUGUAUGAAUUGAACAUUUAAUCACCUUAAAUGUAUCUAAUCUCUCAAUAGGGGCAAGCCACACAAUCAUGUAGUACGGCUUUUAAAAGGAAGUGGUUCUCAUCCAACUCUCUUGGUUCAGUGGCGACCCACAAGUGCUUUGAAACACCAGUCAUCAUUAUCAUCAAUUCCUUCAUCAAGCAGGUCAUCACAGCUGUCGGUAACAUUUGAAAAUGAAAGACCAGCAACUGUCUCAAGGUGUUCUUCCAGGGCAUCAAAGGCUUUCUCUAUCAGGAGUGAUCUGUUCACGAAUGGAACAGGUUACAGUAAGGAUGAUCUUCGUAUACUGUCCAGGCAGUUCAAAAUUCAGGUGAGGUAAUGUUUGGGCUUGAUGGCAUAGUGCAAUCUAGUUGAUGCUUUUGUUAGGAAUGUCUUUAUUCACGGGAUUUUUGGUACACUGUACCGAAUGUACAUACACUUAUGGAAUGAGAGUCAAUUCAGAGGCUGAACUUGUGGGGAAUCAUUUUUUUGUGAUCAGCAGGGUAAAUUUUAGUUAAGGCAAUUCUAGUCAAGUGGUCCUAUUUUCUGCCUCAAGUAAGAACCCUUUUAAUAACAUGUACAAGAAAUAUGUUCACUGUACAUUUAUAAGAGUUAUCCACUAUGCUUCAAUUAAGUUUAGAGUUCUUUCGUGACUUACACAUGCUUCAAAAUGGAUGAAAAUAAAAAUAUGUGUACUUAAAAAAUUUUGAUACUGUUUCAGAUGAGCCAACUUCUUACACGUGGAGAGCAGCUUUUCAUUAAACAAAGCCUUGACCAGUAUAGUAAAGACAGGCAAGUUUGCUUUCUUAGUGUAGUAUUGUGAACACAAUAAUCAUAAUAAUCUCUCUCUUCUCUGGGAACAAAUGAAACAAAAUUAAUCUCGAAAGUACGUAAACAUAACAACUAGGUAAAAACCCCAUCUGGUGACCUAAGAGUUUACCAGGCCAGUGGGCUAUUCACAUGUGUAGCUGAGGAGUUGCACUUGGAGAGAGUGAGGUUUGAACCUCGAGGGAGAAUGCAUUAAACUUACUCAUAGUAAGAGUCCAGCUAUGAGAAACAUGUGUGAGGGACAUUAUUUUCAGUCAAAAUUUUGUAUUUUAUAAGGCACGUUUCAUUACUUGUAGAUGUGAUACUUCUUUUGUCAUGUGUGGUAUUUUUUGCAGAGGUGUCUGUCCCUUUUCAUUGUUGUGUAUGUUAGUGAGUUAAUUACAGAUUCUUGGUUAUUUGAAAUUGUCUUUAGUUUGUCUGUCUUAAAGAAUUUUAUGAAAAUGUGGAAAGGGAAUUUUUAUUGCUAAAUCUUUGCCUGACAAUUUUUAGAAAUGUCCAGAGAUUAAUUAAUGCCUUGGAACCUGUUUUGGACGAUGGAGCAAAGCUCCAAAUGUUGCACUACUUGAGUGAACUUCUUCCAGCGGAAGAACAACAAGCAUUUGACAGAGCAGCAGCAAGAAUGAUAUCAAGGAAGAUGAAUGGUGAGGAAAAUAUUCCAGAAAAAUUGUAGUGCUGUUACGGUGGGGACACUCAAACCGAGACGUUCAGUAGAUGAUUGUCCAAUCACAAUGUUUUCUGAAAACAAAUGGACCAGUGAAUAAGUGUCCCGGUUUGAGUGUCUGCACUGUAAUCUUAUGGUGACGAUGAAGACAUUUGUACUCUGUACUGUAUUGAUGAGGAUGGUGAUGAUGUUAUUUUGGUUAUGGAUGAUGAUGAUAAGUCUGAUAAUGUUGAUGGUGAUUAUAAUGGUGAUGAUGAUUGUACUGAUAAUAACAGAAGAGUUUUAUGGCAGAUUGAGGAAGGUGAUAAUAAUGUUGUUUUUGUGGUUGUCAAUGAUGAUGAUGAUGAUGAUGAUGAUGAUGAUGAUGAUAAGGAAUGUAGCUAAAGAAAAGCUAAGCUAGUCAAGUCUUUGUCAAUUGCACCUACAAAAUUUCCCCUUGUCCGUUCCACAGAAAUGUAAGCCAGUGGUAAGGUUGCUCUCAGCCAGCGAAAUUAACCAUCCGCUGUCUCUAAGCAACAUCCCUGAUUGAUGAUGAUAAUAGGGAGCUUAAGCAAUGACAACAGCGACAGCUAUGAGAACGUCACUUAAAAAGUGAAUUCGCUCUGCCUCUUUAUUCCAUCUCAUUUAGUUCAUCUUUUGGAGUUGAAUUCUAAAGGACUGUAUCAAAGUUCUAGAAAAGAAAUUGGAAGUUGUUGUCUUGUGUCUCCGUCCUCUACAAAAGUGAAAUUAGGCACUUUCUCAUUUAUGGCUGAGAAAUUUACAAAGAAGCCUGAUGCACAUGCAAAAUUGUUUUUUUUCCAAUCUAACCCUAUUGCUUUUUUGCCGUUGCUUUGUAAUAAUAGUAAUGGCGGUCUUAAAGACAUUUGUAUCGGCCACAAUGAUGACUCUUUUUGUGGAGAGUAUUAGUUGAUCGCUUUCCUGCCAAUCAGUAAUCAUUUUGAUUUGCUUUUAUCAAUCAAUUAGAAUUCCAGGGAUUCCAUUUUUGUCCCUAGCACAUUACCCUUUUUCUUCUUUAAAACUGUCUGCCACAGAAAAAUUCAAUUGGGACACAGUGGUGUAGUGUGAGGUAAGUUACAUGUAAACAAGGUAGUCUAUAGACAGUUUUUCUAGCUGUACAUGACUGGUCCACUCCGGCAUGAGUGUGAAAAUUUCUGUUGUUAUUUCUCUCCCUCUCUUUUUUAAUAAUCAUCAUCAUCAUCACCAUCAUCAGCUGCAUCAUCACCAUUCCGGUGUGGCAUCUUGUUCACAAGAUCCUCCCCUUUUUAAUAUUAACUACAGGUAGUAGCACUAAAUCAUGCACUGUUGCAUCCAACCUUCCAUUGCAGAGGGAGUGGUAACGUGACUCUUUAAUACACAUAAAUUGCUGCAAAACUUUAACAAGUUUUAAAUUCUUUCAUUUCAGCUGGUGUUGUUCCCAGUUUGGAUACCAACAAUGAUGAAGUAGUUGAUGUUCUUUACAGAGUACAGGCCAUGCGACUUUCUGAUGCACCCAGACAACGCAUAACAACUCCAGGAGGAGGUAAAUAAAACCAGAUCCAAAUCUUUUCGAAUACUCAUGAAUACAGCUGUUUCAUUGCACUUUCACAUGUGAUCUUUCCAGCUUGCCAUAAAUUCAGAACAAUAAUUAAUCAAGCAAAUAAUAAUAUAUAUUUUUGCUACAGGAAAAUACAAAAAAGAGGAGGAACUGUACAAAGGAAAAAUUGCAAUAGCAUCAAAGAAAAUAUUAGUGGGAAACUAUUCACCGACUACCCUUCCUUACAAAGGGCAGAUUGCAUACAGUGUACUAUAGUGCUCUUCUGUGUACUACAAAAUGCUAUUUGUUGAGGUUUUGUUGCUUUUACUUAUUAUUAUAAUUUGUUCUUUCAACUUUUCAUCACCUGUAUGUAAAUUUGAUUUGCAUUUUUUUAGUCUUGUUGCUGUGUAACAAAGAUUUGUGUGACCUUUAUCCAAGCCGCUGGUCCCAGCUGAUCCAGUGGAAAAUUACCUUUUCCUCAGCUUGGAGUUGUUUUAAAGGCGAACAAAUGUUCGAUUAAUUGACAUUUUUUUUUUCAGUCACAUCUGAUGAACCCCGUGGUAACUGGCCCGGUGCUGGAGUGGUCAGAGGACGAACUAGUCCAGGAAGUGGUUAUGGUAAGCAACUGCCGGAUGCUUUCUUGUCAUCUUAGGAGUGAAUGUCUGUAAAAAUAUCGGGCAACCGACGACCACGGUCAGAAAUUAAUUUUCGCUCAUACCUUGUCGAUAGAUAGGUGUUAGUAAGUAACUAAACGUGGUGUAGUUUGUUUUUCAAAAGGCCGCUUGGAUUUGGAGAAAAAUGACAAAAUCAAUUUUCGUGGUCGGCGACUUGAAAACAACCAAAAUUUGAGGCAAAAUGAGGCGGUCUCAAAACUUCGCUCGCACGCACACAGGAAGAAAGCGGGGUAAAAUAUUCCCCGAUAAGUCAAUUUGUAAACGGUUUUAGCCCUAGUAUGGCGGUUAAUUCUUAUCUUAACGAUAAUGUGGAAGGUAAACAAUUAUAUUUUAGUUUUGGUUCUUUAACAAGUGAACGAAGUGUAAAUUUAGGCUUAAAGUCGCGAUUUAACUUUUAGGCAUGUGCUACACCUUGGUUUUUCCUGAAGCUCAAGCUAUAAGUUAGUGAAACAUUGUGCUAAAACAUAUGUAAGAACUGGCUUGGGUAAUUUAAUUUGCCCUUCAGACGAACCUUCUGUAGCCUCCCACGCAGGCAUUUUUAGGGGAGCUCGUAAUGCAAAACGAGCUCCCCUAAAAACGCCUGUGUGGGAGGCUAAACCUUCUGAACUUGAACAAAUUUUGAGUGAAACAUGACACAUUUGCAUUAGUUCACUAACGCCUUGCUGUUGCCGAAACGGAUUAUUGUCGUUUCCUGAGAAGAAAUCUGAUGUACUUCUAUAGUACGAUAACUAAUUUGCUAACAUGCAAUUGGAAUUAAACUUGAUUGAAAUAACCUUUAUAGUAUGGGGCACUUUUCUUACUUUAUCUACUCUCGCAUUUUGUAAUUUGACCUCCAACGAAAGGUCAUUUGAGACGGGCCAGGUUAUUAAAAUGUUACUGAAACCGAAUGAGCAUCAUGAUCUAAAUUUUUAAGGUGGUUGAACAAAAUAUAUCACAAGAAAAAUAUGUUUUUAAGACAUUUUCGGCGAUUUGAGAGAUGUUCUUACCAUUUAAUAGAAUCAGUUACAACAUACAGCCAGUCACAAUGUGAGAAGACAAGGAGUGGUGUUGUGCGACAACGGACACCAUCCUUCGAAUUGAGGAAGAUUGAGCAGAAAAAAAAUUUGUUCAUACAUUUUUUUGAUGUUUUCAAAGUUAUUUGUUCAAUUAUACAUCAACUGAAAGGUUGCAUAGUCUGACUUCCAACAAUACUUGAUCUAAAAGUGUAAAGUGGUCAGUUUUUGACUCCAACGUGAUAAAAGUAUUGACUAAGGGAUUUGGAAAACAUCAAAAUCAUACACCCUGCCAGUAGACACGAACACUGAGUAGGUUUUAAACUUUGGACAACCUCGAUAAAUGAUCUCGGAAGCUUUUUUUUGUUUUGAGUGAAGAAUCACAAUAAAAAAAUGAUGCUAUUUCAUAUAUAUAUAUAUAUAUGAAAACGGAAUAGGUAGUAGCCAAGCAAGAUUCAGAGCCACCCUUCCACAAAAUAUAUAUAUAUAUAUAUAUAUAUAUUUUGUGGAAGGGUGGCUCUGAAUCUUGCUUGGUUACUACCUAUUUUCGUCAGGGAUAGUAGAGCGAGGGAAACGCGAGCGCGCGUGAAAAUCACCCCACGCGAGAAAAGGCGACACGCGGCGGGGAGAGAGAAAAUUUUCUCUCAAUUUUCUCUCUCCCCCCCUCUUUUGGAGAACCCAGCUAUCGUGACUUGUCGAGCACAACCGACCGACGUUCUUGAAAAGCCUCAUAUUUUCAAGCUAAAUUUAUUCAACUUCAGAAGGUUCGUGUGAAGUACAAAUUUAAUUUCCCAGGCCAAUUCUUACAUAUGUUUUAGCACAAUGUUUAAAUAACUUAUGCCUUGACUUUCAGGUUAAACCAAGGUGUAGCACAUGCCUAAAAUAUGAAAUAAAAACGCAACUUUCAAUCUAAAUUCAAAUUUCCUUUAGUUGAAAAAGAAUCCAAACUAAAAUAGCAUUGUUUAUCUUCCAGAUUACCGUUAAGAUAAGAAUUCAUCACUAAACCAGCAGUAGAACCCGUUUAUAAAUUGAUUUAUCGGGGAAUAUUUUACCCCGCUUUCUUCCUGUCUGCGUGCGAGCAAAGUUUUGAGACCGCCUCAUUUUGCCAAGUCUCAAGUCGCCAACCACGAAAAUUGAUUUUGUCGAUUUUCUCCAAAUCCAAGCGGCCUUUUGAAAAACAAACUACACCGCGUUUAGUUACUUACUAAUACCUAACUAUGGACAAUGUCUGUGAGCGAAAAUAAUUUUUUGACUGUGGCCGCGAAAUUUCGAUUUUCCUCGAUUUAUACAGACAUUUGCUAUUAAGAUUCUGUUUGAAUUGACCAACAUAAAAACUACAAAAUCAAUUACAUUUUUGCAUGCAUUUAUCAUCCAUUAUUAAUUUUUUUGAAAAUUCUGUCAGCGAAAUGUUUUUCUUAAAUCCACUAGCCCGAAAAAAAAAUCACCUUUUUGACUUGCCUUCAUAAUUUGUUUUAUUAAUCAACAGGUGGGUAUGACUUGGAUACAGUUCCAGUGCGUGAUAUGUCUCCCAGGUCUCCAAGGCAUGGUACACCAGAUUCAGGAUGGGAUGAUGAUGAUGACCUUGAUUUAGGACUUGGUAAUUAAAGAUAUUCACUUUAGAAACUUGAAUUAGUUUUCUUUAUAGACCAAAGACUGAAUAGUAAAAUGGUGUCGUCAUCCAAAUGCCUUAUUCAAGUCCAUUAAACCACCCUUCAAAGGGUAGCCUUUUUAAAUUCUACAAAUAAAAAGUUCAAAAUACUUUAAAGACAAUCAAACCUUUUGUUUUGGACACAACCUCUACAUUGUCGACACCUCAUCUCUGUCAGGACAGUUGUUUUGGUUCCAAAGGUGCCAAACUUACAGCCCUAUCCUCCAUAAUACAGCAAACAGUUUGCUUUUAAAAUGAGGAACCUUUAAUUUGCCCCUUUGGUGUUUCCGAAAGACUCUGCUAUGACUGUACCUUCCUUUGUUUCUUGCUGUUUGCUAAAUUGUUUGUUAGUAUUGUAUUUGUUUGCUUGUCGUGGCGGUUUUGGUUGAACGUUGAAUUUAGUACUUUUGAUAUCACUCGCUUUGUGAUGCAAAUGGUUAAGGAAUUAAAUGCAAAGAAUAUCUUCGCAGUUUAAGACGCAACUUUAUAUACAGUUGCGAAAAGAAAACCUGAAAAAUUCAGGCUCGCCGGGAUUCAAACCCCGAGCAUUGCGAUACCGGUGCUGCGCUCUAGCCAAUUAAGCUGGUAAUAUUCCCGAAAAAUAUGAAGAUGAAAUGAUGAAUAUAUAACUUUCAUAUAUUUGAACUGCAGAGUGAAGAAAUAAAUGCAAAGAAGAUCUUCGCAGUUUAAGGCACAACUAAUGCACUUGCGAAAAGAAAGUGUGGAAUUAACAUUCUUUGUUAUUUUCUGUGUCAACAACAGAAGAACUAGCAGAUGCCCUCUUAGCAGACGAAAUGAGAAAAUCAAGCGUAACAAGUAUCCAAACACAAGCGCAAGUACACAGUCCUAUUGGAGCAUCCACUACUGGAGUUCAGUCAUCUCUUCCUACAGGUCCAGUUACUUCAACCCCUCGUUCAGGAUUGUCUAUUGGCAGUGGUGAUAGCGGCAUUGGAGAAACUUCUAGUGAGGCGUCUGGUGUCAGUAUAGAGAAAGUACAGCAUCAGUUGGCGAUAACUACACAAGAGCUGAUGGAAACUAAAGAAGCGCUGGAAAAUAGCGAGAAAACAAUAUCCGAACUGAAAGGGAGAGGAGAAGCUGGGGGUAAAAUACAUGUUGAUCUGAGGUUUAAAAUGCGUCCCUACCUGAAAAGAAAUGAUUUUUGGUUCAUUGUAUCUACUUAUAAUAAAUAUGCCACAAAACAAUAUUUAAUGAAAAAAAAGUUAUAUGGUACACUGUAGGAUGAUGGAAGAUGAUUGUUUCUUUCGCCGGUAGAACACUUUAUUUCGAGGUUAAAUAUAGUUGGGGUCAAAUUGCUGUCAGAGAAUCCUUUGAAAAUACUCUGCAUUCAAAAUUACAUUGAAUUUGAACUGUAUGGGACCUAGCUUUGAGAAAGAUGAUGAUGAAGGUGUAAGUUUGUUAUACUAAAAUUCUGUUUCUUUCAAGAUCACGGUAGUGAACCAAGCUCUCCAAACACGGCACCGGAGAAUGUUCUAGAAGCAGCUGUGAAGGCACGGAGGGAAAAAGAUAAAGGAGGUAUGUUCAAAGCUCAAAAAAAGUCAAAUACUUGUUUAUUCUAGAUUUUGUGGAAAAGUGUUAUCUUCCUUAAAGUCUGUAGUAGUAUCAAUUACAGAGUGCAUCGAACUACCAAAUUUGACGCACUACAAGGACCAAGGCCAAACGCCGAACUUUUCAGGAGACGAUCCAAAAUUUUAAUUUGGGUGGAUCGAAAUAUUAUGUUAAUUUUUUCUCAGUUGUGUUUGGUCUACCCUGGUUGAGUACAAGACAGACAUCGAACUUUUCAUGAACUUAAUCUGCCCAAUUUAGUUUGUCUCUUGAAAAGUUCGACGUUUGACCUAGGCUUUAGUUUCUCUCCGUUUAUGAAGUUGAAUUGUACUAAAACCAGUGCAAUACAAAUAUUGCGAUAUUUAUGCACUGACUGCAUGAGAAUGGGUGACUAUUUUUCGCCUGAAUCUCGCUUAAAGAAUUUUGACAGCUUUUGUCCUGAUUAUUUCUUAGAAGACACCAGCUCAAGUGCAGCUGCUCCCCCACCACCCCCUCCUCCCAUGGGAGCACCACCACCCCCACCGCCACCUCCACCUCCACCACCACCCCCUCCUCCGUCGUCAGUUCCACGUCCACCAGCUUUGGGAGGUCCCGGAGACACAAUGCAGCUUAAGAGAGUGAACUGGGAAAAACUGAGCAUAGCAGGACUGGAGAAUACAGUUUGGGCACGGGUAAGCCUCUUCAGAAAACGUUACCCGUUAGUAUGUGUAAUCAAAUGGUGACAAGUGAAAUUAUUCCCUAAUUUCACGAGUAUACCAUUUGAUUACCUAUUAAUAUCAUGGGUGACGAGUUACCUUAGCAAUCUUGGAUUUCUGACAUGUUUAUCCGGGAUCGUAUCGAUCGAGAACUCAACUCUCUCGAACGUUUAGAGCUUAAAUUUGGCUUAAGUUCAGAAUUUUUCGACAAAAUACCUGUUAGAAUCCUUCUUGAUGUGCUCUUUCGUGUGUUCAGGUUUUCUAAAGGGUCUUUUUAUGCCCUGGCGUCUUCAUUCAUGACAUUUUAAAACUUCGUCGCCAUCUUGAUACUGAGACGUACGGAAGGUUGCCAUGGCAAUUUUGUAAUUUCAUAUGUGAAAUUACAAGUUAUCGCUGAAAUUUCGCGGCAAAAUUAAGGAGUAAUUCGUCACCUAUGAUAUUAAUAUAAUAAUAAUAUGGCGUAAUCAGUGACAUUAACACACACAUGUAAGUACUUUCAAGUUUACUGUGCAGUUGUUGGCGUGAAUGUUUACUUUUAUUAAAGCUUAGCAAUAAAUGUUCUUUCUUUUGUCUUCAGUUGGGGACAAAUGAACCAUCAGAGGAGGUCAUAGAGUUUAUCCAACUCGAGCAAAGUUUCAGCGCCAUACAAAAGGCAACAAGUAUGUUUUAUUCUUACGACCCCUUUAAAUUUGAGGUAAUAUCGCGUGGUAGAGAGCUAUUGAUGUUCGUUUUGCUAUAUUUUUUCUUUUAGCUAAAGAGGAAAAGAAACCCCAGAAACCAGCAAUAAUGAACCCAAGAAAAACUUACAACAUCGGUAAGAGUUAAAAUUUUGUUAUUAGUUUCUCAUUAGUUUUUUUUUUGUGUAAAAAUUUUGCCAGGUAUGAGGAAUGAGGUCAGGUUGGAGUAGUAGGAGAGAGUUUUGUGGUGAGGGUUGUAGUUGCUCAGAGUGCUGCGUAUAAGAAAUUGUGUCUAUAGAAACUGUGUCCGUGCGAUAUUUGCUCUUCUCCAUUUUGUUAUGUGGCUUUUUGCAUUUUAACGUUGUUAACAAAAGACUGAUUGUUCUAAAUUUCAGCUAUUCUUUUGGGUCAUUUGAAAAUGCCUUUUGAAGAAAUCAAAAAUGCCCUUUUAGCGAUGGACCAGAAAACAUUCAGUGAGGCACAUUUGAAGCAGCUUCUUCUGUACGCUCCAGACAGUAAAGAGGUAAAAAUUUUGCAGAUUUAACCAUUUUUUUAACAGCGAAGUUUAAACUUGAAGCACUUUCUCGUCCUUGGUGCGAUAACCUCUCAGGGCCGGUAUGCAGUGACGCUUGCCUAUUUCUUUCAAAAACAGGAAAACGAAUCUAAAGGCCGUAAUUGAAAAAGACAGCCUUAAAUUAUCUUGCCAUAAGUUUAAAUACUUUCGUGGCACUGUUGCAGUGUACAGUGUGAGCACUUUUCAUCCAAAUUAAUUUGUAAACAUCGAGGUAGUUCUGGAUUGGACAUCUUCCAGGCCAAAUUACACCAUAGGACCGUAUAAAUCCUCGGCUUACGGUCGUUCCAUUUUUGCGAGAUAUGACAGCCUCAGACUGCGAGCGGAGUGCACGCGCGCGGAGGCGUCGAGCGGACGCGAGAAACGAGGGCGCCUUCAGUCGCGUGGGUGUUCAUUUGCGUGUCUCGAGCGUGUCGCUCUCUUUCACGGACUAAGAAAAAAGAGAGGCUGCUCGUAGUCUAUGACAGCCUAUGGUCCAUUAUAUUUUAUUUAUAUUUUAUUUACCUAUUUGUUUGUUUUGCAGUGUAACAAAUAAGAUAAGAAAAGUUCGGCCAUUUUUCAGUGGGUUCUUAUCUACUCAGUCUCACUCGCCCGAGCUACAUGUCUAAUGAGAUAAAGAGGAUUCCUCGUUAUUUUCUCACAGCGUACACCAUUUAUUAUAUAACCUUUCGCGGACUGCAUGACCAUGAAGAAGCCGGCAAAACUGAUGCCUGUUUGAAGUUAAACUUGUUUAUUUGUUUUUAAGCUUUUUUUUCUUGCUGGGCUACCGCAUACUUAAACUUAUCUUUUAAUUUCUCUUUUUCAGCUUCAAAAAUUCAAGUAUUUUGCUGAUGAUGUCACUAAGCUGGACAAAGCGGACCAAUUUUGUUACGAGGUAUCUGUUGCCUUUUUAUCUUUACGUUUGUCUCUCACAAUAUCAGUAUAAAAACAAGCAAACAUUUUAUCGUUGCUAGUUUUCCAUGUAUGGAGUAUACAAAGACGCACUGACGUCAGGCUAGUCAGUGUAGAUAACGAUUCAAACAUGAAUGUAAAACUCUACGUAAGGUUGGCUGGUUUUUUUUGGUCAUUUUGAACCCGAAAAACGGUUACAGUCAGGAGAUCUCGUAAUAUUUUUUAAGAGAGAAUUGUUUCACCUUGCUGUUGAUUUAUUGCAGAUGAGUAAAGUUCCUUGGUAUAAACAAAGACUGAAAGCGUUAUUAUUCAAGGCUCGUUUCGCUGACAAAGUGGAGGAAAUCAAGCCGGUAGGAGUUGACGAAAUAGGGAUCUACUUCGUAACCAACUUUGUAAACCCUUGAACCUUCUGUUGUUUCCAGUUGUCGUUCCCUUUAAAGUGCAACUAAGUGCAAUAAAAACAAUGCCCGCUCGGUGUUGGAGAUGAAGUUGGGUAGAGUGGCGAUUAGUCCCCCGAUCUGGGUGUCCCGUAGACUGAUCACUAGCACACUAGACAUGUAACAUAGUUCAUUUUUUAAGGCAUGAGUCGAGACAAGCACCGUGCACAUUUAACGUCCUUAGGCGGCCGUUUAACGAAAUUGUGCAACCGAUGCAAUAUCUCUGAACACUACGGGUUCUUCAUACUGCCUUUUCUCUUUUCAACCGUGGGUACCGCAUUCGAUAUGACUUUGUUUCAACGAAGCAACAGUAUGUUUAAAGUUUGGGCUUAGGCACUCGCAGCAUUUUCUGCGUCGUACAUUAAUAUUCUUUGUUGGAUUUCUUUCUGUCUGUGCAGGAUCUUGAGGCCGUUCUCGAGGCUUCAGAAGAGUUAAGGAAGAGUCCAAAACUGAAAAAAAUUCUUGAGGUACGUGUGGAAGUAUCUUGUGGCGUGCAGAUGAUUUUCAAAACGCUUUGCGCGUUGACUACCCGCUCAAACACGGACGCUGCUUCAAUUUUUUCAAUUUUUGACCGCUCUUGGUAAUGGUGGAGUGAAACAUCUCCUUUGGGACGCCCUAUUCAAGGGACACAAAAUUUGGCCCCGGAAAAAAAUGUUCACAUACACUGUAAUAUUUGUAUCUGUUACCUCUAUUGAAGGAACACCUCUACUCAGGGGAAAGGAACACUUUUUCUGGUCCCGAAACCCAGGUUUAACCUCCAUUAGCACACAAAACGUGACUGAUCAUAAAGAGGGUUGAAAACUUUAAGUGCAAACUCAAAUCACAAUGAUGUCAGCUUUCACAAACUGAACUAUCUCGCUGAAAUCAAUGUUCUUUGGAAACUCAACAAUUAAUGUCGCUGAGACAAGUUUAUCAUGAUUUAUUUUUACAUUAUGUGGCUGCGUUUAAUGACUGCAGCAGACUCAGAGGCAGAAUAAAAAAGUAAAAAUAUUACCUUUGUUGAGACAUAAUGCGAUCAACAUGUCACGAGCACGGGAAUAAGAAAAAAAUCUGGGUCCCCGACAGGAAUUGAACCUAUGAGCUCCCGUACACCGGUCGGAUGCUCUAACCACUGAGCUACGAAGGACUCGAGGCGAGCUGUUCAUGUAUGACAUGCGUCCUGCGUCCUGCUAGGAUCAGUAAUGUCGAAAUCGUCAUGUGUGUGAUAAAUAAAGAAAGAUGGUAAUUAUUAACAAACCCCCAGUCCAACCUCUCUUCAGGGGACACUUGCCUUGGUCCCGAGGGUGUCCCUUGAAUAGAGGUUCCAUUGUAAUAACUUGCGAAACAUGGAGAAAAUAACGAACGGAAGGGAAGGGAGGGUGAUACGUAUUUAAUUCUAAGACGUACAAGGAUUGCUUAUUAUCCGACUGAGGAAGAGGUCCGUAACUAUUUUCAUGAAUAAGUGUAAAUAUAAAGUUAUUUAGUAAUUGUUGUUUGUCAUUUUAGUUGGUUUUAAAAAUGGGUAAUUACAUGAAUAAAGGAAACAUGAGAAUAGGAUCCGCUGCUGCUUUCAAGAUUGACUAUCUGAACAAGGUAAGUUGGCCCACAAUUUUAGAUGUACAGUUAUUCCUUUUUGAGAGGAGUAGUAACAACACUUAACUUAAGAAUUUGCCCCUAAUGAGCAGAAAUCAAUGUGUGUUUGCAUUUUUACUUGACAAUGACCGAGUACGAAUCCUGUCAGUUUCUGAGUAAACCUGUCUAUCCAAAGCAGACAAACGUUAAGACGCGGAUACGAAGCUUAACCUGUGGUCAGGCGGUCCUUCCUUUUUUGUCCGCCGACGCCUGGUCGCAGGUUAACAGGAAGCUAGGCAUUAUGGUGAAGAUGAGUUCGAACCACUUAAGUUAAAUUCAGAAAAACAUUGAACGGUUUUGUGUGGCGUAAGUUUUUGUUUUAUUCUUUCUCCAGAAUAGACGGAUUUGUCUCGAUUUUUUCGCUAUUGCUCUGAAAGUGUAAGGCCGCCACGUCUUGAGCUAUGGUUCAUGGCAAGGGUAGAAAUGAAUUAAAACUAGAAAAAAACCGGAGCAACUUUAACAAGCCGGUUCAGUAAUUUUUGAUCGAGAAAAAAUUAGUUUCAUGUGGAAAUAGUACUAUAGAGGUUUUUUUGAGUGGAUAUGCCAUAGGAUUUCCUCCACGGUGUGACUGUAAUUAGUGAAACAGCGAUUUAAGCGGUAAAAUGUUAAUGGCUCCUGUUUUGUUCUCUCCAUAAUGUAGCUUAGUAACACCAAAACUUCAGACAACAAGUCAACUCUUCUUCACUUUUUGGUUCAAACAAUCGAAUCCAAAUGCCCCGAGGUUUUAAACAUUAAGGAUGAACUACCAUCGGUGCAAACUGCAGCCAAAGGUAUGAAUUCUCUUCUGUGUUGUCUAGGAUAAAAUUUUGUUGUAACUGUAUACGAACUGUCUUCACAGGAUUGCUGUAUUUUAUUAUAAAUAAGAUGGUUAUACGAUAAAAACGCAGGUAGCUGACGAAGUAAGGGGAAGAUUUGUUAAAGUGAUCAGGUCAGCGUCCUCGCUGCAAUGGCGAAUCUCCCCUUGUAACAGUUUUUGUGCUUUCCCAUGUGCGAAGUCGUAAAGUAAGUACUCCUAUUCCAACGAACACAUAUACUAUUUAGCAUGCUGAUUUGAGAACCACCGGAACUAUACGGAAAAGUUUUCCGUUCUGUUCUGUGACAAUACAGUCGUUCUGCUUCAGUCCUUCACAGGUUACUUUUCGCGAUUUGUUGUGAGGGAAAGAUGCUUUCAUUUAAAUAUUUGUUUAUUUUCUUAAGUCGUGGCUGACAUUUGUGACUAUUUAUGUUAGUUUCAGGACAAAUGGUGUCUUGUGAAGUAGAGGAAUUAUCGGGCGGAAUGAAGGUUUGUGUGUUUAGUUUUGCAUGCAUUUCAACUUGAAGAGGUUUUCACCACGCAAGUGUCGUCAAUACGUAUGCAAUCACAGGAUAACAAUUCCUCGUUGUUUUUGAAGUCUUUUGUUAGUCUGCUACACAGCCGUUUUUAGAGUCGUCACGCAACGCUCCUCCCCACUAAGGAGGGGAGGAGCUUUGCGUGACGACGCUAAAAACGGCUGUGUACCAGACUACUAUUUUGUUGGCUAACGGGCAUUUUGAGGAUGGUGUGUCACGUGGUACAAUGCCGUGACUGCUGCGACGGAACAACAAAAAAGGAAAUUACCAUUUUUAUGAUCUGAGCUCUUUUUUUUCCAGUGUGGUCCUUGCGUUUCAUCAUGGCGGUUUUGUACUACGUGACUGGCCGUCUGCAAAGAAUCCAUUCAUGGCAUUUCCAAAUCGUCCUUAUGUAUUUAAGGGCGAUGACUCAGUUUCUGGAUUUGUUAACUCUUGUGACUUAUGAUAUUUAUUGCUGUUUUGUAGGAGUUACAGUCUGACCUUGGAGCCUUUAGAUCGCUUAAGUCUCAGGAUCCCAAUGAUCGCUUUUCACAGGCAGUUAAAGUAUGAGUCCAUUCCAUUUAUUGUUUUAUAAUUUCAAGGUUAGCUAUCUCUUAUAUGAACCCAAAUACACUCUUUUUUUUUAUAAGAAUAUAUUUUAUAAGAAUGUCGAGGUUGAAAUCUGCGAAAUUUUAAGAACAUUAUAAGAAUAAACCCGGGACGCGAACUUCUUGUGUCCGCCAAUGAUUCAUAGAAUGCCCUCCUGUCUUGCUUAAGACGCGCGAAGUUAAGACGAAAUUUUUUAUUUUCGAUUUAUUAAUGGCACAGUUCGUGUUAUUUGAGACGCGCCUUAUGUAAGACCUUCUUAUUUUUUCCCGUUUCAGCGGCCCUAUUAUGUUAAAUCAGUGGGUACUGAAACCGUUUCUUUUGAUCUUGAUCUUCUAGAGUAUAAUCGAUGACACUGAAGGUGAACUGAACGAGCUGCUAAGCUUACAAGAGAGAUCAAGAAGCGAGUUCCGUGAAACGGUGAAAUUCUUCGGAGAGAAAGAAACUACCGCAACCACGGAAGACUUCUUCGGCAUUUUUGCCGCUUUUAUUAUGAAUUUUGAGGUGAGUGACCAUUGCGUCUCUUUCAGUAUUAAAAUCUUUGACAGCUCGUUCAGCAUGAUGGUGAUUGUUCUUUCAGUUUUAAGGAAGCGUGUAGGUCUGUCUUUCUGAAGGUAAAUGAACUCUUGGAGGGAAGGCAACUUGAGACUCUGAGGGAAGAAAGCUGACAGCUUUCAUAAUAGUGGUAAAGAUGACUGACAUGCUAGAGUGUAUAGGACUGAGGGGGAGAAGGGUGGCCUGGGUGGGGUUUCUCCGCCGCUUACUUAUACACAUUGUGUUGUUUGGGAUGGAGCAUACUUCGUAUUUGUUACGUCUCGAAGGACAGACCAACGUUUUACGAAAAAAAGGAACAAACAAACAAAAGUCUAUAAGAACAUUAAAUUAGUAAAAAGACCUUGCUAACAUCGACGAAUUGUUUCGUUGUGGUCAGAUUUCUACGAAUCAAUCUUUCCUUGCAUUUUGCUUUAGUAGAUCUGAUUUAUUACCGUAAACUCAGCGUUAAAUCAUCUCCAACUUGUUUUAACACCUUGUCAACAAAGCAGAUGGUAAAUAAGUGUUGAGCUGUGAUGUUAUCUUAUUCUGCAGAAGGCGCACGCUGAAAAUGUCACCAAGUUGAAACUGAAGGCAGAGCAGGCAAAGAGAGAGCAACAGAAACAGGUUUGCAUUUUUUUUCCUGCUAUGAAUCAUAAUCCCGCCCUUUAAAAGCGCGAUAGUCAGCAAGUUAUUGGAUGAGAAUGAGCAUGAUAGCGGUAAUUAUCAAGGCUAAGGUCGUAUUAUUUGCCUAAGCCUAAGUCUGAGGCGGAUAACGCAAGUUGCCUUCAGUGAUAAUUCUCGUUGUCAUGCGAAAACGGAAACCAGUAAACGUUUUAUAAGGCACUUAUACGAGCAUAUGUUAACCAGAACGUUCACAAGAAACAUACACAUCAAACGACACAUCAACUUGCUCCCAACUUUUUAAAGCGUUAAACCUCUUGUUCAGUUUUGUUCGCUAUAAAAAAUUCAAUUAAUUACCUUCGCAUAUUGAUUAACAAAAAGCUUUUUUCUGAUCGACUUAGGAACGUGCAAGGCAGAGGAAGAUUUCCAUGGAGCGCAGCAUGAGUGACCCAGUUAUGGAAUCUAAGCAAGAAUUAAGAAAAGCUGUUGAGGCAGUGACACGUAAGCCGAGUGGUGAUCUAUCGCCUACAUCUCCAUCAUUCAGUGGGCCGCGUUCACCCACUUCUCCGUUCGUCAAUGACGAAGUGUCACCUCGCUGGCCUUCUUCUCCAUCUUUAAAUGAGUCAAUGUCACCUCGCUCGCCUUCUCCGGCGUUUAGUAUGUCGCUGUCACCUCGUUCUCCUCGAGAAUCAGUGUCCCCACGUUCGCCGACUACUCCUUCAAACAGUGGAACUGUUAGUAGCCCAGAAGUAACUAUUUUGAAGGCGAAUCCGACGCUUGUUGAGUCAGAACCAGAUGGCUGGACUGUUGUGAAUGUUAACCGUGGUUCUCCGACAACACAAAACCCCUUGUCGCGUUCCUUCGAGAAGGAAAAACCAUCGGUAUCUCCGAAACCAAAACCAGUACCGCCUGUCAAACCAAACCCGAAAUCCCCAGUUCCUGAUCGCGUUAAUUCUGGCAAAAACUUUACCUUCUUGGCCAAAACCCCAAGUGAACUUGUCAACAGUAAUAAAGAAGAGAGGCCAAAGGAAGCCGAGGCAGAGGUCGUCAUUAAGAUUGAGAAAACGUACAGUGACUAUGCAGAGGUUUUUAGUAGUGAUGCCGAAAGUAAAGUAGUUGUCACUUCUUCUCCUACUGGCGGUGUGAAAAGUAGGUUGUCGAUGUUCGAAGGCGGAGGACCCGUCAAACCACUAGUUUACGCUAAACCAGAUAUGUCCCGAAAGAAAGCAGUGGUCAAAAAAACCGAGGAAAGUAACAAUGUAUUUAUAGCUGUUGAAAAUUCGAAGACCGAGGAGACGUCUGAAGAACCUCCGGCGCUUCCUGGUCGCCAUUAUACUGCAGAAGAUAUGGAAGAAAUGGAACUUCGCACAAAUAAUUCACCUUCGCAAGACUUGGUGGAAGGUACUUACGAGGUUGUAGAACCUCGAAGUAAUAUAAAACCUUCGUCUGUAGCACUACAGAAAAGGCCUCUCCCUUCGACGCCACCGGUUAACAAGCGUAUUGAAAGCAGGAAGGAUAUGCCACCAGCGCCGCCAAGCCCUUUCAAGGACAGGAUACCCCCUCCGCCAGUACGCAAUGUCAGCCUUUCCAGCGCAUCAAUUCCAUCUAAAGAAAAAUCGGACUCCAUUUACUCAGAAGUCCAAGUGGGUAGAGGCAGUCCAUCAGUUACAAGCGAAAGCCUGUACUCUACAGUUGAAGAUACUAGGGAAACAUCGGUUGCAAGCGAAAGCCCCUACUCGGAAGUUGAGGACACUAGAAGGAUAUCAGUUACAAGCGAAAGCCCCUACUCGGAAGUUGAGGACACUAGUUGGUCACCUGAAGUCUCGAGAAAGGCCAUGGAGGUUGAGGCGUAUUACACUACGGAUGUCGUACGUAAUUUACCCACGAAGGCUGGAGAAGUGCAAAAGCGUGGGCCCCCAUCUAUGCCUGCACCCUAUAGACAGAAGAAAACUAAAGAAGGUGAGCCGCUCGUGGCCAACAAGGCCCCAGCCAAACCAGCCCCAUAUCGACCGAAGAGUAUGCCAGAAAAUCUAUCGCAUUCAACCCCCUCCACAAGUGGGGAACAAGUUACGUCACCGGGAUCUCUCGAUUCUCCGCGUCACCCUGUUGUUGUACCUGGCUCUCCAAGGCUCCACAAUGCUAGGCUUGUUUUCGACUCGUCAUCGUCCUCGGUUUUUUCCUCUCCUGCGCUGGACAGCCCCCCAAAGUUUAAACCACCUCCUCCUCCACGUUUAUCAUCUGUGGCAGAUUCUACGAAGGAAGAGGCAACUUUCGAAGCGCGUGUUGCGAAUGUUAGCUUUCAUUCUCCGGUUAAUGGUCUUGCGGAACAAGAGGACAGCAGUGAAAUUCCUACUCGAGAUGUUGAUGCUUCAUUGCCUUCUUCCAAACCGUUUCGUCAGCCAAAACCUGAUAUCAAAACAAAACGGAACCACGUCAACAAAGAGAGUGCACCGCCGAACAUUAAACCUCCGCCACCUCCGAAGACAUCGUCUUUGGCUCCAAGAGCUUUUGGUGUUAAAUCCGAAAUAAAUACCACUGAUCGUGACAGAACUGAAACCAGAAACGGUGUAGAUUCUUCAGGGAUGAUUCCUCCACCUCCUUUGGCCUGGCUAGACGGUAAAGAUGAGCGAUCCGCGUCUACGACUAGUGUAGAUUCGUUAGACCUUAAAAUUGUUCCUCCACCACCCAUGCAUUUCAAAGAGCUUGAUCUAGUUGAAGUGCAAGCUAUUGCUCCACCAUUUGGAUGGCAAGAGAGAACUGACAAAAAUGGGAAUUUCAGAGCGCAGAAAGAAAGCUCUGCAAAAACUGCUCAGACACCUGACUUUGAUUUUCCCAUUGUUCCCCCUCCCCCGAGUGGACCUCCUCCGAUGCUGCCAGUGAGCGGAGCGGUUGACAACGACUUGGACUUGGUGCCCUCGCUUUUGUCUAACGGAUCAGGAGAUUUUAGCCUUAAUCUUGAGGAUAUUCUCGGAGAUCUUGAUAACUCUCUUACAUUGACAUCGGAUCAUUACUAUGGGGCCUCAGACGACGAGGAUUCCUUGCCACCUGCUCCUCUACCCCCAGGGGAGCGCUAUUUUGGCGUACCACCUCCUCCUGGGGAUGGAAUAAUGAAGCCUCUGGUACCUUCACUGAGGAAGCAAAGAUAGCACUCUCUGAUGCCGAAGAAGCCAAAGUUCUGGAAUACUUAACCUUAAUAAGAUAGGCACUGUGUGGAAAUUAUGUCCACCACGAAUGGACUGAAAAGCCCAUAAAAGUCCAUAAUCUGGUCUUAAGUGCUCCUUGAAUAAAAAAAGAACGAUUGCGUGGUAAUAUUUAAGUGAUAAGCUAAGAGUUCAUAAGGAUAGGCGAGCAAGUUUCACCCUCGGUGCAUUUUGUGUUGCUUCUGUUUUGCUGCUACCUAAAUAAUCGAAGUGGAAACCGCACGCCCAUGCAACUCAACGAGACUUGAUGUAAAGGAAUCAAGGGCAACUGUUUUCAAGUAAUUGUUUAAGAGCUUGCAGAUUUUUGCAAGCCUGUUUUCUGCUGAUUACCGCCUUUGAAAUACUACUUUUACCAACAAGUAGUAAAAUCUUCCACCAAUUAACCUAUUUGAUUAUACCGAAGGGAGGUUUACUUUGAGUGUGGACGCAAAACGUUCUUCUAAAAAUAGUAACAAAACAGGGACUGGGAUCCAAAAGAAGAAAGGUGUAAAAAAAAGUAGUGGCUCGUAAUUAAGCUGUAAUUUGCUUAAUUACGAUGUGGUGCUUUUCUAAGAGGUUAUUAGUAAAACAAGAAUUUAAUUGUAGGUUUUUUAUUCUUGGCGCGAUGCAGCUUUUUAUAAUUAUGCGUAUUUAUGCUAUAAGAAUAUAGUUAUUAGUUAUUUGUAUUAGUCGAGGAUAAACGAUUGAAUUUAGUUGCAUUCAAAACUAAGUAAUUUUAGGACCUCUUGUUUAGCAUUUUGAGCAGAAGUUUUCUAGAAAACGUUUACAGUAUUGUAAGCUUAAUCUGGCGGUAACUAAGGUUAUCUAGGAUAUAGAUGUGAACUUCGACCACUUAAGUACACUAACAAACUCCUCAGUGCGGUCUAUAGACUGUGUCGUUUAAAUCAGAGUAAAUUCUAUUGUACAGUUAAUUCUAACUUGUAAAUACCCAGAGGUGUGCAGAGCUUAUUUUCUAACAUUAAAACAAAGUGUGAAUUUUUUUGGCAAAUAAAUGAUGUUCUGGCGGAAAGUUAUCUUUAUUUAGCAUUAGCAAAAGGCAAAAAAUAUAUAUAGUAUUUAUUCGAUUAACCGCCCUGGGCGCUUAUUAAAUUUUUGGACCUUGAUAGUGGGCGCUUAUUCGGGGCUGGGCGCUUAUUAAAUUUUCACCAUUUUCGACAAGUGUAGUAUGUAUAUUUUGCAAGAAAACAGUAAUGGUAAUAACAAAACGCGAAGAUGUAACAAAGCAAGGUUUCUGCAAAACAGUCUGAAGAAAACUCCGUCUUCGGGGAAGUCUCUUAUUAGUACUUAUUCCUUUUUGGGGGGUGGUAUUGGGAAGGGAGUGGGCGCUUAUUUGAGUUUGAGUAGGAGUGGGAGGGAGGUGGGGUGGGGGUGGGCGCUUAUUCGAGGCUGGACGCCUAUUAACUUUUUCUCCCUUUAGGAUGGGCGCUUAUUCGAAUAAAUACGGUAGUUAGCUUGUAAAAAAGGUUGCGACAAAGUAGCGUCGACG